CACACAGUCCAUUUAUUCCCUUCAUUACCGGCUCCAAAAAAGCAUCUCCUUUUUCUCCUCUUCCACAUCCACACCGGCGCGUCCGCCGCCACCGCCAUCUCCGAUGGGCUUCCCCUCCGUCUGCUACACCGUCAUCCUACCCCGCCCCGUCGCCCUCGUCGUCCAACUCCUCGACCUCCUGAAGCUCGCCCUCUCCGCCGGCCUCUUCUUCCUCGGCCUCCCCUCCUCCCCUCCCUACUCCGCCGCUGUCGAUGACCUCUACCCAUUCCCCACCUACCCGCUCCUCCACCUCUCCGACUCCCACCUCCCUCCUCCCGCCUCCGUCAAGUCCCGCCUCCCCGUCGUCCGCUUCUCCGCCCUCCGCUCCGACGGCUCCGCCCUCUGCGCCGUCUGCCUCGGCGCCCUCCACCCCAGCCACGAGGUCCGCCAUCUCGGCAACUGCCUCCACGCCUUCCACAAGUCCUGCAUCGACAAGUGGGUCGACGUCGGCCAGCUCACCUGCCCUCUCUGCCGCGCUCCGCUCCUCCACCAUCAACCGCCGGAGGAUGACGAUGAGCCAAGCAAUAAUUCUCUGGAAAGAACUGAGAGAGAGGACUAGAUCAAGGCACUUUGUCAAAUGUGGAGCACCUUUGUCAUCACUCACUUCACCAUGGAGAGGGUCCCAUGCACGAGACUAGAGGCACAGGGACUUCGUUUAUUGAAAGCUUAAACCUAUCCCUGCUUUCCUAUGUGAAUUGUGUUUCCUCUUGGCUUAGACUUGGUGGUCUGGGUUAACUGGCUAAGUCUAAAAUAGGAGGAAAACAUAGUCCGGUUGGACCGAAUGGAACCGGUUGGGCAACAUGUAUCGGCGUUGUGCCAAGAACAUCCCAACAUCCCAAUCAAAUCCAAUAUUUUCAAUUCAUUUUCGACCAAUUCGGAUCUUGUCUAACUUUUGAGGUAAACCAACUAAAGUGGUAAGAGGAAAGAAAACAAAAUUAAAACUUCAAUGUGGUGAGUGCAUGAUAGGUCAUUUGGCUCUUUCAAUGGAGGGACCAUUACCACUUGCAAUCCUAAUUCGGACUCUACUUCUACCAAUGGGUGGAGACAAGGAGACAUAAUGUUAUUCCCCCUCCCCCACUUUCAAUGGUCGUACCCAAAAAGAAAAAAAAAACAGAGGGGGGUGCACAAGUAUAAAUA
Molecule: messenger RNA, 1176 nt
Organism: Zingiber officinale
Lineage: Eukaryota; Viridiplantae; Streptophyta; Magnoliopsida; Zingiberales; Zingiberaceae
Product: brassinosteroid-responsive RING protein 1-like
Exons: 2
Coding region: 104-598 (164 amino acids)
Biological process (GO): protein ubiquitination
Molecular function (GO): ubiquitin protein ligase activity
Source: RefSeq, a predicted model, not a curated record